AUGUCUGCCAACCUGGACAAGUCUCUCGACGACCUCGUCGGUAGCCGCCGUCAGGCUCGCCGCCGCAGCAACAACCGCCGCGCCCCCGUCAAGCCUUCCGUUGGAGGCGUGAAGAAGUCUAAGCCUACCAAGGCUGCCCCCAAGGCGGCUCACCCAGCCCCGAAGGCUGCCCCGACUGCUCCUAGCAAAAUCAUUGUGAGCGGAUUGCCUGCCGAUGUGUCUGAGGCCAAUAUCAAGGAAUACUUCGUCAAGUCUGCAGGCCCUGUCAAGAAGGUGAUGCUCACCUACAACCAGAACGGCACGAGCCGUGGUAUCGCCUCGAUCAUCUUCGCUAAGGCCGACACCGCUGCCAAGGCCGCCAAGGAGCUUAAUGGGCUCCUGGUUGAUGGUCGACCUAUGAAGAUUGAGGUCGUCUACGAUGCCUCCCACGCCCCUUCAGUUCCUGCCCCUAAGCCUUUGACCGAGCGUAUUGCUCAAAAGUCUCAACCGAAGCCCGCCACUGCUGCUAAGGCUGCUAAGGGCAAGGGUAAGAACAACGCCAAUGAUAAGAAUGCCGCUGCUCGUAACACCAACGGCCGCGCCCGCAAGGGCCGCAAUCCGGGCCGUGGCAAACCCAAGUCUGUUGAGGAGCUCGAUGCUGAGAUGGUCGACUAUUUCUCCAACGAGAACGCCCCCGCCCAGGCUCAGGCCCCUGCCCCGGUUAAUGGCGCUGCUCCUCAGGCCGCCAACAGUGGUGAGGACCUCGGAAUGGCCGAGAUCUCUUAA
This is a messenger RNA of Penicillium maclennaniae, 765 nucleotides long. RefSeq names its product putative RNA annealing protein Yra1. The record is from RefSeq and is a predicted model, not a curated record. NCBI's taxonomy places the organism in Eukaryota, Fungi, Ascomycota, Eurotiomycetes, Eurotiales, Aspergillaceae. Gene Ontology annotation, cellular component: nucleus. The transcript is spliced from 5 exons. Gene Ontology annotation, biological process: mRNA export from nucleus. The coding region runs from base 1 to 765 and encodes 254 amino acids. Gene Ontology annotation, molecular function: mRNA binding.